This is a messenger RNA of Marmota monax (woodchuck), 3083 nucleotides long. RefSeq names its product mediator of RNA polymerase II transcription subunit 20-like. Gene Ontology annotation, biological process: regulation of transcription by RNA polymerase II. The record is from RefSeq and is a predicted model, not a curated record. The coding region runs from base 56 to 694 and encodes 212 amino acids. NCBI's taxonomy places the organism in Eukaryota, Metazoa, Chordata, Mammalia, Rodentia, Sciuridae. Gene Ontology annotation, cellular component: mediator complex. The transcript has 2 exons. Gene Ontology annotation, molecular function: transcription coactivator activity.
GGCAGCAGAGCUCUCCGCUAGACUGUUUGAUUGUGGCACCUCCAGGCCUGCCGCCAUGGGAGUGACUUGUGUGUCCCAGAUGCCUGUGGCUGAGGGCAAGAGUGUGCAGCAGACAGUGGAGCUCCUCACCCGAAAAUUGGAGACACUUGGGGCAGAGAAGCAAGGAACAUUUUGUGUGGACUGUGAGACUUACCACACUGCCGCCUCUACCCUUGGCAGCCAAGGUCAGGCCGGGAAGCUGAUGUAUGUGAUGCACAACUCCGAGUAUCCACUGAGCUGUUUUGCCCUCUUUGAGAAUGGCCCUUGCCUUAUUGCUGACACCAACUUUGAUGUGCUCAUGGUGAAGCUUAAGGGUUUUUUCCAGAGUGCCAAGGCCAGCAAGAUUGAGACCUGGGGCACCCGUUACCAGUACUGUGACUUCCUGGUGAAGGUGGGCACAGUCACAAUGGGGCCCAGUGCCUGGGGCAUCUCUGUGGAGGUGGAAUAUGGCCCCUGUGUGGUGGCUAGUGACUGCUGGAACCUGCUCCUCGAGUUCCUCCAGAGCUUUCUAGGCAGCCACACACCAGGGGCUCCUUCAGUGUUUGGAAACAGACAUGAUGUGGUCUAUGGCCCCACAGAUACCAUGGUCCAGUACAUGGAACUCUUCAACAAGAUCCGCAAGCAGCAGCAGGUGCCGGUGGCAGGAAUUCGUUAGUGACUGGCUAUUGCUGGCUGAGUUGUCACCAUGUGUACUGCACAGCAGGAGCAAGGGCUGUAUUCUCAGGGAUCUGGAACCUAGAAACCCAGGGCAGACAUGGAAGCUUCUCUCCCUCUGGUUCCCAGCUGUGGUUUUUGUCUGGGGCUCUGAACUCCCCUCCCUUGACCCCCAUAUGCAGCCCUCAACAGCUGUCUUACCCAAUGCCUUGCUGGAUUUGUUCUGUCCUCAAGAAUGGUAAUUAUGAAGAAUGGAGAAGUUUGGACCUUUCCUGCUAUAGGGGAAAAGGUAGGACAGGGUGUCCUUGCCUAGUGUUGGAGGGAAAAACAAUGUGUACCUUCAGCUGUUGAGGAUUUGACCUUGGCCCAAGUGGCCAUGCUGUGCUUCAUGUUGGGCUGUGCUGUCCUGAAACCCCCUCCUCUGCUCUAGUGGAGGGACAGCACAGCUGGUAGGAUGGCUCUCAUUUUUUGACCUGUUCAUGGAAGUGACUUGUGACAUGGCUUUCCUAGGGCAUUGCCUGGGUUCUUUGAACUCUCCUCUUACAUCUUUCCCUUCCUUUGUGGAUUACAUGAUGCAACAGAAUUCACUACUGUGCAGAACCAGAAGGAUGGGUUCUUACGAGAUAAACCUAUUUUUCUAUUAUCUAAUAGUUUCAGAGAUAAUCAGGUGGUUGGGCAGAUCUAACUCUACAAAGUCACCAGGAACUCUUGUUUCCUUAUGUCUUAUUUUUCAGCCACCCCCAGAAUAUUAUCCUUAAGCAAACUCACUGGCCCCAUGUCCACUGGAAGGAUGGGGAAGGAUGAAGAGAAAAGCAGUUUCUUUUUUAAAGGUUAUGGUCUGGAAUUGUUCAGAUUACUGUGGCUACACUUUGCUAAAAGGGCUGCUAGGAUAUAGAGCCUUUUAUCUGGGCAGUCGUAGCCCAGUUACAGCUCAGAGGGUUCUGUGACUAAAAGGUGAAGGGGAUAGGGAUGAUGGGACCCGUUUAGUGGUUUCUGCUACGUGAAGCUCAAUGAACAUGUCAGGAAUGCUCUUGGCAGCUAUUUCUUGAUUAUUACGCCCUGUAACAAAGGCAUCUGCCUAUGAGUUGGAUUGGAGUAAUGACUGAUCCCAUAGCCUCUUGGGGUUUAUUGGAAGUUAGCUGUGCACCUCUCCAGCACUCAGAGAUUAGUAUUGACCAUGAUAUUUGAAGCAUGCUUCACGGUUCCCUGAAGUCUUUGUACUUGCCUCAUUUCAGCCCCAAGCUGCUCAUUUGACUUAAACUGCUUGCCUACCCAACUCCUGCUAGAGAAAUAUUCAGCCAGGCUGGGCAUGCUGACACAUGUCUAUUAUCUCGGCAGCUUGAGAGGCUGAGGCAGGAAGAUUGCAAGUUUGAGGCUAGUGAAACUCUGUCUUAAAAAAUAAAAAAGGACUGGGAUAGUAGCUUAUUGAUAAAGUACCUCUGGGAUUGAUUUCUAGUAUCAUAGGAAAAAAAAAAAAGCUCAACCAGGCUACUUUGUGAUACAUAGAUCUGGUCUUAGGAAAACUGUUAAUAUAUGCACUAUAUAGGUUGUCACAAGGAUUCUGUCCCUCCCUGAAGGCACUAAAGAAAAACUUUUUCUAUGGUACAUUUCCACAAUAGGAAUCAGGUUACCAGUCCUGUUUCCUUGUAGUUUUGACUGACAGGAAGCUCAGUUCAGCUUUCUAGCUAUAGGGUUGUCAUUUAUAUUUUUUGUAUCACUUCCUGUUUUUGUUGUUGUCCCCAUUGAUUUUUUUUUUUUUUUUGCUUUUAAAAUUUUAAGGUAUGUUUUAGGUAUAAUUUUCAUGCAAUAAAAUGUAUAGAUUUUAUGUUUUUGGCUUUCUGGUUUAUAUUUGCUUUUGUCUGGAUCUAUUUGUAAUUUUCUGUAGCUGCCUCAACUCUCGUAUGAAAUGAGACAAUGUACAGGAGGAUUUUGAAUGCAGUGUGUUCCUGAGAAUACAGAAGUUGAAUGUGAGAAAUGUGGACCCUACACAUGCUGUAUAAGAAGGGGCUUGGUUCCCUGAAGCUAAAAAAUAGAAUAAAAUCCCUUCUUAUACUUAAAAAAAAAAAAGAAAUCAUAUUCGGCUAUGCACACUUCCUUCAAGACCCACAUUUGUGGUGAUUUUUUUAUUCAUUCAACAAAUAUUUAUUAAGCACUUAGUAUAGGCACUGGGUCUAACAAUGAAUAUCACUCAAAAUCCUUGCCCUCAAGGGGGCUUUUUCAUCUAGUGGGAUAUUAGAAUUCCCAGAAUAUCUCAGUGGAAAUUUCAGUGCUUCAUGGGUCUGGUUUUACAUGACAAUGUCACUAAACAAAGGGUGUUAAGGUAAGCGUAGGGCUGGCUUCCAUAACUAUGUAUAUUGGUAUCAGUGGGAAAGAACAGUCAGUCUAGAUCA